CGUAGUAGCAAAAUAACAAUUUAUAAUAAUAAUAAUAUAUAUAUAUAUAUGAGGAUAUUGAGGGAUGUCGUCGUUCCGUCGAUAAGAGGAAUAAGGAAUUGGAGGAGAGGAAAUAAGUAGGAAAGAGUGUAAGGGGUCGGUAAACCUGUAAAGCAGCAGGCGCGGGCGGCGGACGACAAAAAACGUUUAUUAUUGUGUUGCCCUCAUCUUGUCUCUUGAAACGUUUGUGCGCCAUAGUUGCGCUCGCGCGAUAUCGGUGGUGGUGUGUCCUCAUAUUAUUGACCAGAGCCCGGCUUUCGUGACUUGUACUUUUUUUUUUUUUUUCAGAAUACAAUUCUCGCGGCACGGCACGGCAACCGCACGCGUUAGUUACGUCAUUCGUUGCAGUUUUACCUUAGUCUUUGCCUUAGUUCGCCAACUCGGGAGCGAGAAAAAUGCAAAUUCAGCAAGGUUUGAAAUAUGCGACAAUUGUUUGCUAACGUAUAAUAAUACAUAUGCCAGAAAAACUGAUUGGAAAAUAAGGAAAAUAAUGGUUAAUUGGCGCGUUGGCGCAUAUCCGGCAUAUACACGGCGAAUGACGAGUGUGCGCGUUGUCGUCCCUCAAACCUCUUAGCCUCGAGCACGGUCAGUCGGUAUUUCGGUAUUAGACUCGGGACCCUCAGAACCCGUAGGUUACUAUAGGAAUUGACGACGGGAGAGCAAGCAGUAACAAUAAAAACAACACAACGUUGUUUCUAUUCUAUCUUUGUCGUCCGACGGUGUCGUCGAGGUAGUGAUCAUUUAUACCACCGAAUGUGCUACUCGGGUCGAUGUUUGAUAUUUUACGAUUCGAUUCAACUUCACGCGGUCCAUUUUCCUCCCUUCAAUAAUAAUAACAUUUAAUAAACGAAAGGAAGAAAAAAGACAAUAUUAUAAAAAAGCUGUGCGUUUAAUUAUACACGUGUCGUCGUUGGAUAUUACAGAGGAAAUCUCGCGUGCUUAUGUAGUAGCCAUAGAUUAUUUCUUUACGUAUAACGAAGUGUGCUUCGCUCAAGUGAAUUAUUCUAUUACGCAUUGGCGGCGGCGGCAGAGGCGGCGGCAGCAGCAGCAGCAGCAGCAGCAGCAGCUGCAACAACAACAACAGUAAAAAAAGAAUUAUCAUAGUACACCGAUCGAUACGGAUUCUCAUUAUCGUUCCGUGGUCAAACGAAGAGGGAGAAAGGAAGAUUUUGUAUGUCUUUUCCACCACGAUCGUCGACAGUUGUGAUAGCCACCCCCCGCAGUACCAUUGUUCUACGUCGAUAUCAACGAGCUUACAAAUAACAUGCCUCCGGUAAUACCGUUCGAUCCGGUAUAAGGAACGAGUUGACUUUUACUCAGUUCGUAUUACAAUUGCGCGAGACAAGAUAGUCAGAGACACAAAAAAAGGAAGGGUUGUCAAAAUGAGUUCUCAGCCGAUUCUUGUACCAGGCGGAGAACGUCGUUCUACUACGGAUGCUCAAUCUAUCUCCGUAGGUUAUCCAGGAGAAUUUAAAACGACAACACCACCCGGCGUCAGUAGAUCCUUCAGUAGUCCACCGGGAGAGGAUCGGCGAGCUCGACACAGUGGCGUUCAACAUCAGCCGGUUCAAUUACCGAAGUUACCCUCUUCGGAGUCUCUCACGUCGAGCGGUGUUAAUCCGACAACGGGUCCUCCUCCGCCACUAUCACCAGGAUUAUCGUCGGGAAUAAUAACCGAGAGCAGCUUAAAAAUGGACAAUUCAUCGGACAAGUCGGCGGAUGCGUGCAAGUUAACGAGAAAAGAAUCUUACAAGGCACAACGGAAGAAUUACAGAAUGGAAAAAAAACGAGUGGCCAAUGAGCUACUAAGCUCGCUCAAGGAUCCCACCGUAAUCGUAAUGAGCGAUUGGCUCAAAGUAAGAGGCACCCUCAAAAGCUGGACAAAACUUUGGUGUAUACUCAAGCCCGGUCUUCUCUUGCUGUAUAAAAGUCCAAAAAUCAAGAGCAAUCACUGGGUCGGAACCGUCUUGUUGACGACCUGUCAGGUCAUCGAACGGCCUAGCAAAAAAGAUGGCUUUUGCUUCAAAUUGUUUCAUCCUCUUGAACAAUCGAUCUGGGCACCGAGAGGUCCGGAAAAGGAGGCCAUAGGAGCCGUUGUUCAGCCGCUACCGACCUCCUAUCUCAUAUUCAGGGCGCCUUCUCAGGCUGCUGGUAAAUGUUGGCUCGACGCCCUCGAACUUUCGCUUCGCUGUUCUUCCUUGAUCGUACGUUCCGCGAGCGCUGUGCCUCGUUCACCCCAACACGAUGCCACCACGACGCACGAGACUCAAUGGAGCGAGGCAGAUUACGAGAAACAUUUCGACGAUCACGAGUACGAGACGACCCACCACCACCACCACCACCACCACCGCCAAGUAGUAACGCUAGAUCCUGUAUACACCUCGCGCACAGACCUGGACGACAUCAGUCAACCGGAGAACGGAGUCGUCGCCGAUGCCGAUGCCGAUGCCGAGAUAAGUCCCAGCGACACCGAGUCCGAGCUAUCGAUCAAGGAGGAUGAUCAUUAUUCCGAGACGCCUUAUGUCGCUCAUGAAAACGAAUUUCUCGGAUCCGCCGGUGAGGUUGUCGCGGAACUUCCCGAUGAGCAAAAAUCCUUAAUUUGGUUUUUGAUGAAACAAGUUCGACCGGGUAUGGAUUUGUCGAAAGUCGUCUUGCCGACGUUCAUUCUCGAGCCUAGAUCCUUCUUGGAGAAACUCGCCGAUUCUUAUUAUCAUGCCGAUCUAUUGUCUCAAGCCGUACUCGAAGAUGACGCGUUCACCCGUAUGAAGGGCGUCGUUAAAUGGUAUUUGUCAGGUUUUUAUAAAAAACCGCAAGGUCUCAAGAAGCCGUACAAUCCACUCUUGGGAGAAACUUUUCGUUGUUACUGGCAACAUCCUACCGGUUCCCGUACUUUUUAUCUUGCAGAACAGAUAUCUCAUCAUCCGCCUAUCUCGGGAUUCUACGUGACUAAUAGGAGAGAUGGGUUCACUAUCAGCGCAACUAUUAUUGCCAAAUCCAAGUUUUACGGAAACUCGACUUCAGCAGUUUUGGAUGGCGCUGCUGUGCUAACGAUGUUACCACGAGGCGAGGACUACACAAUGACCAUUCCUUAUGCUCAUUGCAAAGGAAUUCUCAUGGGUACCUUGUCCAUGGAGCUCGGUGGCAAAGUCAACGUCAUUUGUGAAAAAACUGGUUAUCACACGGAAUUGGAGUUCAAGCUCAAGCCUUUCUUGGGUGGCGCCGAACAAAUGAAUCAAGUCGUCGGUAGGAUACGACUGGGAAAGGAAACCCUGGCAAAUAUUGCAGGUCAUUGGGACGGAGAGAUCAUGAUAACUGACAAACGAACAGGACAAGAAGCCGUAUUUUUUAAUCCAACACCGGAUGUUAGGGCCAAGAGGCUCAAGAAAUACACGGUACCGUUGGACAGCCAGAGCGAGUGGGAGAGUGAAAAAUUGUGGCGCGCCGUAACCCUCGCUAUAAACAACGACGAUCAGAUUGCGGCUACGGAGCAAAAGACUUUGCUCGAAGAAGCUCAACGCGAACGGGCCAAAGAACGCAAAGCCAACGGCCAAGAUUGGACACCCAAGUAUUUCGUUCAGGACGUUAUAACCGGUAAUUGGCUGUAUCGUCACGCUGAUAUUCGACCUUGGGAUCCGAGAAACGACCUCGUGCAGUACGAGCACGAUUACGUUGUGUGCACAAAGACGAGGCACAAAACACCCAUUAUGCGAACCGGCAGUAUAGUCUCUGCGGAUCCACAGAUUCAGGUGCCGUUACUACAGGCGGAAUCACGAUCCUCCCUUUCCGUUCUCAAGUCAUCCAAGAGACAACUUUCCAAUAAUUUGCCCCUGGCGGAGAUUGUCCACGAUUCAGCAAGUUCCUCAGCCGAUGUACAUUCCGAUUCUAGUCAGUCUAUGGGAAAACGAAGCAGGCGUUCUGCCGUGCGGAUCGUCAACAUGAUCAAGGAAAUGGAAGUUCGCAUGAUGGAGCAUGGUGAAAAAUUGAAUCGUAUUCAACGUACGCUGGAACAGCUCGCGGUCAGACAACGCUUACAACGAGACAACAAUUACAAUACGAAUAUGUUGAAAAACUUUAUCGAUACGAUGAUAGUAAUCGUUGUAGUAUUUUUCGUGCAAUACCUCAUCAAGAUAUGGAAUCGCGAUAAUACCGAUAAUAGCGGUGUCAAUGGAACUUGGUGAGUUGACAUUAUUUGAAUGUUGGUACAACGCGCUUUUGAUAAUCUUGCUACCGCCGUCGCUUUGAGAAUUAUUCUUUCGUUUCUUCACGGCGGGCCAAACGAGCCGGAAGUUAUAAUUUCAUAACGAAAUGAGAGAACGUCGUCCUAUCGUUAUCGUCGUCUACUAACUGGGGAAAAUCUAUCGUCUUGAUAUAAUUGAUUAUGGAUAAUAAAAUCAGCAGAAUUUUCGUAGGGAAUAUCGUAACGUGUAGUUAUUGAUUGAACGAUUCGCACGAAAAACAUAAUUAUAAAUAAUCACGCCACUUAUUGAAUCCUCAAUUAUUGUGUUAUCGAUAGUUCGUAACAAAACUGUAAAUACAUGUACACGGGGGGGGUACUCUCUCUGACGCGAAACAGUUGAUGCGUCCCGGUCGACCUCCCCACCGCCCAUAUUUUUUCUUCUUUCCUCCAAACCCGUUUGAGGCCAAUUUUUGAUCGGAUCCUGUUGUUAUCGUUUUUGUUUUCGUAAAUUUUAUUAUUUUUCACGCUUUUCCGUGCUUGCGUAUACAUUCUCGUUAUCAACACACACAAUAUUUUUUUAAUUCAAGACACGUCGAAUCACUAGAGCUACGUUAUUUAUUAUCUAUAUACAAUAUGUCGUUCCAAUCUUCGAUGAUAUCAACUUUCCCGUUUUUUGAUUUAUUGCUUUUUAUUUACGCUCAGAGAUUUUCAGGGUACACGGUGAAGGGCGCUCGUUUAUUCUAAUGGAAAUAUUGUGCAAUUGGUUUGUACGGUUGUAGAAAAAAAUACACGUGUAUAUUAUUUUUUAGCUAUAACAGGAUGUUGUAUUUGAGACACAAAAGAUAAUUAUUUAGUGCUGUCGGUGAAUUACGACAAGCGUUGAUAGGGUCGAACGACGCGCAGCUUUUGAAAGACGCCGCAGGCCGCGUUUCCCGGCGAUCGUUGAAAGAAUUUCUCAUUGCGUUGAAGCAGCCGUAUAGUCGGGCUGCAUCGAUUGAUGAUUUUCCAUGAUGCUAAUAUAAGAGAAGGAACAGUAUGAGUAUGAGAAAGAGAGAGAUAGCAAAUAAUGAACUUGUAAUCCUCGAGUAUGAUCGAAUAUACGACGAGAGAGCGUAUGAUGAGACACGACGUACUUCUUAUACCGCGUACCAAAUCCGCAUUUUUUCAUAUACGGGAAGACAUAGAAAAUUGUUAAAUCGUACGCUGAAAAAAAGGACGAUUCCCAGUUCAGCCAAGUUCAACAAUUAUAAUCCUGUGGUCCGGGUUAACCGGUUCGAGGGUUGAACGAAACUCCUUUCCUCUUUCAUUUGCAGAAUUGCAGAAAACCAGCGUGUUUGUAAAUAAUUUAUUGAUGUCUAUAAUAUGUGUAUUUUUUGAAAUACAAUGAUCAACGAUACGAAAAAUUA
Molecule: messenger RNA, 5622 nt
Organism: Venturia canescens
Lineage: Eukaryota; Metazoa; Arthropoda; Insecta; Hymenoptera; Ichneumonidae
Gene: Orp8
Product: Oxysterol-binding protein-related protein 8
Exons: 17
Coding region: 1422-4217 (931 amino acids)
Cellular component (GO): intracellular membrane-bounded organelle; membrane; cytosol
Molecular function (GO): cholesterol binding
Source: RefSeq, a predicted model, not a curated record